AUGGAUUGGGACUCAGGAUCUCUUUAUUCUAUCAUCAGCGCCGACUUCUGGAAGCAGAUAGGAUCUCCUCCGUUAGGCGAUGCACCGCGACUACGAGCUUAUGGAAAUUUAAAACUUAAAUCACUGGGUUUGACAGACGUAACAGUAAAAAUACAGGAUAAAGAAAGGAUUUUGCCAGUAAUAGUUAUGAAGAAAGCUGAUCCUAUGCUCUUUGGUCUACAAUGGAGUGAAAUGUUUGAAAUGGAAUUUCCCAAACCUGUCUAUACAAUACGUACACUACAACAACCUACGACCCUUAAUCAAGUUUUAAAUACGUACAAAACACUAUUCGAUGAUCGUCUUGGCAAAGUAAAGAAUUACGAAGUUAAUAUUCAUAUUAGGCCUGGUACACAGCCAAAACAUCUCCCUCCAAGACCUGUUAAAUUCUCUAUGAAAAGAAAUAUUGAAUCUGAAUUGAAACGACUGGUAGACACUGGAAUAGUAACUGAAGUCGAUCCUAAUAUAACACCCGUUGAAUGGGCAACACCCACAGUUAAUGUCGUAAAGACAAAUGGACAAGUUCGAAUAUGUGGUGAUUAUAGAAGCACUAUUAAUUCCGUUCUUAUAACACAUGCACAUCCAAUACCACUGUUUGAUCAAUUACGACAAAAAUUAGCAGAUGGUGAGAAAUUUACCAAAAUAGAUUUAAAAGAUGCCUAUUUACAGUUUCCAAUUGCAGCUGACUCAAAAAAAUACCUUACCAUUACAACUCAUAAAGGAUAUUUCCAAUAUAAUAGAAUGCCGUUUGGAAUCUCGACAGCUCCAUCUAUAUUUCAACAUUUUCUUGACAAACUACUUGAUAAUAUUCCAAAUGUUGCAGUAUAUUUUGAUGAUAUCGCUAUAACCGGUAAAAAUGAUUUGGAUCACCUUAGAACACUAUCAGUAGUACUUGGAAAGCUGGAACAAGCUGGUCUUAAAGUAAAUUUAAAAAAAUGUACUUUCUUUCAAAAAGAAAUUGAAUACCUUGGACACACUAUAGACAAAAGUGGUAUACGUCCUACGAAAUCAAAAUUAGAAGCUAUUUUGAAAACACCGUCUCCGAGUAACCCACAAGAACUUAGAUCUUUCUUAGGAUUAGUUAAUUUUUACGAACGUUUCAUACCACAUUUACAUAGCAUAUGCGCAGAUUUACAUACCCUAACUGGAAAUCGCCGUAAAUGGCAGUGGACAGAAAAAGAAGAUACAAUAUUUAGUAAAGCAAAAAAAUUAAUCACCCUUUCUAAACCUCUUGCUGCUUUUAAUGAAAAUUUGCCAUUGUUUUUAGCUUGUGAUGCAUCUGAGAAAGGUGUUGGCGCUGUUUUGUAUCAUAAAACCAACGAUACUGUACAACCAAUUGCUUUUGCAUCACGAAAACUUAAACAGGCAGAAGUUAAGUAUUCAGUUAUUGAUAGAGAGGCACUUGCGAUCUUCUUUGGUAUUAAAAAAUUUGAUCAAUAUAUACGCGGCGGGAAAUUUACUUUAGUUACUGAUCAUAAACCUUUAAUACAUUUACUAGGGACUCGGCGUAACUUACCUAAGUUAUGCAACAAUCGACUAGUCCGUUGGGCUCUUUUGAUCGGUAGUUACAACUAUGAUGUCACAUAUACAAAAGGCAAACUGAAUGUCAUGGCUGACUAUCUAUCGCGAAUGCCUAAUCCAUAUGAAAAACCAUCGACUGCUGAAGAAAUAGUUCGCAAAAUAGUGACACGCCACCAAUCAGACAAAUUGCAUGAUCUACCUAUAUCCGAAGAAACUCUCAGAGGCGAAGUAAAAAAAGAUCCUAUUUUGAAAAAGGUCACUGAAUUCCUAAAGACUGGAUGGCGUUUAGAUGGUUUGUCAGAAGACUUGCGGCCAUAUUCACGAAAACGUUGUGAAUUAUCAUUAGAAGAUAAGAUCCUGAUGUGGCAAGGUCGAAUCGUAGUUCCAUAUUCACUAAGAAGAUCUAUAAUGAAAUUCCUUCACAAUGGACAUCCGGGGAUAUCUGCCAUGAAAGCACUGGCCCGUUUUUAUGUGUGGUGGCCGUCAAUCGAUGAUGACCUUGAUAUGUGGGUAAAGAGAUGUUCUAAGUGCCAAGAAAAUCGCCCUAACGUGGCGGAGCUGCCGGUGUACUCGUGGUCUGUGCCUGAUGAGCCAUGGGAGAGAGUUCACGUGGAUUUUGCGGGUCCUUUUGAGGGCAAAUAUUGGUUGGUGCUAUGUGACGCACUUUCCAAAUGGAUCGAAAUUAAACCAAUAUCUACAAUCACAACAAGCAGGCUCUGCAGUGAACUAGAUACUAUUUUUACUUCACUUGGACUUCCACAAAUUAUAGUUUCGGACAAUGGUCCUCAAUUCGCAUCUCAAGAAUUUCAUGAAUACUGCAGAUACAAUGGUAUCAGACACGUUAAGUCUUCACCUUACCAUCCAAGAACGAACGGGUUGGCUGAACGGCUAGUUCGUACUUUCAAAACCAGGAUGUCUGCUAGUAUUAGUGACGGAUUAAGUUUAAAAAAACGUUUGGAAAACUUUCUGUUUACUUACCGUAUUACUCCUCGAAUCGAUACUGGUAAAUCACCAGCAGAAAUACUUUUAGGACGACAACUACGUUGCCUCUUAGACAAUAUUAAACCAAAUCCUAGAAUGUCCCUCCGCUUCAAACAAUUUCAAGCUAACAUUGAACAUGACAAGGAAAUAUAUUUCAAUCCAGGAGAAACUGUUUUUGUAUGCUCUCGAGACAAUAAAUCAUGGAAGCCUGCCACAGUAGCCCGUCGUACACAUCGUUAUUCAUAUUUAAUUAAUACACCUAUUGGGGUAAAGAAAUACCAUGCGGAUCAAAUAAGAAAACGUGUAAUUGAAAGAGAGGAUGUUCCGUUAAAUCAGUCCUGUAAUGCCCAUACCCAAGAUGUCCAGAAUAUGCAACACAAUACACCAAUAUCUCCUCAAAGAGACAGGGAAAUAUCAUUAGAGACUGCUCCUUUAGAGUUUAGAGACCAAAUCGAGACUUUGGCUACUGCGUGUAAUAAUGAAACACCGAAACAUUCGAGUGUAUUAGCACCCAAUUCAAAUGACGUGGGUAGACAUAUUGAAAAACCAGCAGUUGAGGGGUUACGUCGUAGUAAGCGCGAAGUCAAGCCACCAAGACGUCUAAUUACAGAACUGUCAUAA
This is a messenger RNA of Achroia grisella, 3159 nucleotides long. RefSeq lists its product as uncharacterized. Lineage: Eukaryota; Metazoa; Arthropoda; Insecta; Lepidoptera; Pyralidae. Bases 1 to 3159 code for a protein of 1052 amino acids. Gene Ontology annotation, biological process: DNA integration. The record is from RefSeq and is a predicted model, not a curated record. The transcript has a single exon. Gene Ontology annotation, molecular function: nucleic acid binding.